CUAACAGAUACUAUUGCGAGUUACUUGUGGAUUAGAGUAGCAUCUUGUUGACUACUACGACGAUGCAACGGAAAUUCAUUUAAUGUCCGGAACGAUGCUAUUAAGGUUGGAAGGCGAACCGGAUGCGAAAGACAAUUAUUUCGCAAUUCAUUCGAUCAGCUUGAAAGCAACGACACGUGAACUAUGGAACUUUUCGGAAUGGGUUCCCCGAUCGAUGGUCAGAAAACGUGUUUAAAUAAUCCGGCACUAUACGUUCCCAAGAGAGGAUGGUUUUUCUAAAGCAGGUAUAACUUGAUUGAGACGCUUAUAUCUGGGCGAGCAGUACACGCCUAUACCGCGUUCAGGAUGGAAAAUCCAUCAUGGGGAUCGCUUCCACAUGACCGACCACACCACAAUGCGACCUGCGCAACAUACGCUGAUAUCGUUGAAGCGAGAGAUCAGAAUUGGAUGGUUGUAUAGCAAAGGGAGAAAGAGAUGGAUAAAGAGGAAACCACGCAAGAAGAAGGCGAGGGGAGAGGCACGGAUGGAGAUAAAGCGAUUGACCCUCGCUCUCUCAAUGACCUGUCGGCGAUAUCGUUCCACUAAAUUUACUGACGUGCCUCUUCGGUCAGUCAAACGCGUGCACACACGCCUCGCCAGUCGGUUACGGGCCACACCGCUUAUCUUCAUCCACCCUUGGCAGGCAGAGAUAGGAACUGUCGGUGCCAGUGGAGCUACAAAACGUGUCGCGAACUUAUCUUAAGAUAAACCGUGGAAUUAAUUGAUAAUUGAUAUAUCAAUCGGCGUAGGGUCGUAGGGCCAGGUAUUAAGUGACACAUUGGUGUAUUCUCGAGUAAAGUUCUAAAAGAUAAAAGAUGCGGUGUGAGAAGCGAUUGGAAAUGCGAGUGUACGCGACGGUUUUCUUGGUGGUCUUCUGCUUCCUGUGUUCCCCGUGUGCGGGCGACGAGCCAACGAGCAACGCCGCGUCGUCGAUAGACAAGAGCAAAGCAGCUCAGAUGGCAGCGGGCGAGCAGCGGCUCGGGGAUCAGAUUCGCGCUAUCCUCAAGCAUUAUCAGCAAGACGAUCCCGUCGGGCUUCCGGGCGCGCCGAUACCGGAUCCGAUGCCAGUGCCGGAUAUGAAGCAUUCCUUUUCCAUGUACACGAUGAAUUUCAAGCAGAUUAGCGUUUACGGGCUGUCCAAGUUUCGUAUCGAACAUGUGGAAUCGGAAUUGGCACGUAUGCAGGUAUCUGUCGCAUUAAGGAUUGACAGUCUUGAUAUUCGUGGAUUAUACACACUGGCGUCAUGGCUCUCGAGAUCCGCCGGCGAUUUUAUAGUGAAACUCACCGGUGUCAUGGUCGAGGGUAUCGCCAGGCUGGAAGUAGGCACCGAUGGCAAAUUGCAAGCUCAGGACAUCGACAUGGAUCUGACUUUCGACAAAAUUGACAUGGACUUCAAGAAUCUAGGAUUUCUCGGAUCAGUUUUUCAAGGUGUCAUUAACUCCAUCGGCACCUUUAUCUUCGACAGCAUCAAACCAUUCAUAUUGAAGGAAGUUAAUACAAACGUAAGGGGCGAGGUAAAUAAGCAGAUAUCACAAUUACCGCAAUACUUCCCGAAUUCGAUUUCGCCCUUCGAUAUGGCAAUCGCAGAAGCCCGCAAGUAUGUUUCUCAGAUGGGCUAUGAUCCGUACAAGCUAAAGGAUUACACCCAGAGCGUCGGUAUAUUCACCGUGACCUCGUCGCAUACGUGGAUCACCGGUCUAGCCAGUUUCUAUCGCAUGGGCAACAUAACUAUCACCAUGGAGAACGGAACUGUAUACGCGCUCCUGGACGUUGGUACCCAGGAAUUGGAGGGCAAGACUCACUGGGAAGUGAGCGUGAUCGGCGGCUUCCUAUCGCGCGCCGGCACCGUGUCCUUCACCGUGCAAUACUUCCGGGUCCAGGUGAAGCUGGGCCAGCCGCUGGACACGCGGAAGCGCGCCGCCCUGGAGGAGCUGGAGCUCGAGUUGGGCAACGUCCAGGCGAGGAUCCACGGUGCCGGCACGCUCGAUUAUCUCAUGGAAGCGAGCAUUAAUAUACUGCCGAACGUUUUAAGAUAUCAGAUUAUGGAUGCUAUCGAGGGGCCGUUAAAGAGACGCAUACAAGAGGAGUUAGACAAGGUAGACACGGAGAAAUUGAUCGAUGAGAAAAUUCCGGAGAUCGAGGAACAAGCUAGAUGGAUGCAGAGUUUAGUGCCCGCAGAGGAAACGAUUUUAGAGGAACCGACACUGCCACCGCAGAGCCUAGACGAUCAAGUGCCGUUCUCCGAGAGCGAGGAAGAACGAGGGCCAUCGUAAGAAAGACGCCCGCGAGCGGUCGAACGUUCAAACGUUUAAUUUUAUUUUAGACGGUCAAUAAUUCGGAAUAAAAUCUCAUUCGUAAUAUAAACACGUACAUCAUACAUCAUGUAUGCGUGCAUUUUAACAUGUCCAUACAUGUACAUUCUGAUUAGUUGUUUAAUUGUUCUAUAUCACGCGACGAAAUUCUAUUUAUAAAUUAUGAAUUUAAUUCCGUCAUGAAUUACGAAUCGUCCAAAAGCAGGCUUUGCAGCAAAGACGGGAAAUGUAUGCACGUCUUCGUGACGUAUUUGGCAAACAUGCGCAAUUUUGCGUCCGAUGGAUAAUUUAGUAAUGAUUUGCCUAAGUUGAAAUAUUUAUUGCGGCUUAGCCCUUUUUCAUGUGCCACAAGCAUGUCAUUAAGAUAUAAAUACUUAACAGCAAAAAUGCGUUUUUAAAAAUAGAGCAUUGGCCUUCAAAAUUAAACCACGAACUUCGUUCGAAAAGAAAUAUUUGCCAAAUUUGCAACUAAUAAUAGUACACAAGUUAAAUAAUAUAAUUGCAAUUUUGUUAAAAUCGUAUAAAAUUACAUAUUUAAAGACGAUUGUUUAAAAAAGGUAUCAAGAUUAAAUCAUUUUUAUUUAAAAAAGAGCAUUACUAGUAUUAUUAGAAACAUAUUACAAUUACGAUAUAAUUGCAAAUUUGUAAGAAUUACAUGUAGUUAUUUAGAGGUAAUAUUGUUCGAUGAUAAUAAUAGAAUACAAAAUUAAAUUAAUAUUAAACCUUUAUUGAAGGAAAUAUUAGCAAAAUAUUACAUUAAUUGUAAUAGAAAGCGAAUAAAAUUACAAAUGACUGUGCGAAAGGUAUCGCGAGAGUAAAAUCACUGUAUUAACACUGAAUCUGGAAUAUAUAUAUGUGUUUAGUCGUCACUUGAACACAAUUGCAAUCGUCUAACUCGAAAUACGAAUACGAAAUACAUUACAUAAUAUCUCGCC
Molecule: messenger RNA, 3286 nt
Organism: Temnothorax curvispinosus
Lineage: Eukaryota; Metazoa; Arthropoda; Insecta; Hymenoptera; Formicidae
Exons: 8
Coding region: 855-2312 (485 amino acids)
Molecular function (GO): lipid binding
Source: RefSeq, a predicted model, not a curated record